Diorhabda sublineata is the source of this 27463-nucleotide messenger RNA. It is a transcript of the gene bent, whose product is annotated as twitchin. The transcript has 59 exons. The record is from RefSeq and is a predicted model, not a curated record. Gene Ontology annotation, molecular function: protein binding; ATP binding; protein kinase activity. Gene Ontology annotation, biological process: protein phosphorylation. NCBI's taxonomy places the organism in Eukaryota, Metazoa, Arthropoda, Insecta, Coleoptera, Chrysomelidae. The coding region runs from base 399 to 27005 and encodes 8868 amino acids.
UCUUUAGUCAGUGCUUUAGAGGCCUCGAAGCAAUUUCUGAGAUAGACGAACGACGCUCGCAACGACGCGCAGCGACGCAUACGACAAAAAUUAUAAUACCACGCGUUAGCCAGUGAGUGCAGUGAAGUGAAGUGUUAUAAAAUCUUCAAAAUACAACUCCUUUGUAAGAAGUAAGUGUAUGUGAGUGUUCUUAAGUGCAGUUCACUUGUGCUCAGAAAACUUCCUUUGGAUAUCACCUACAUUAAAAAUGGAUGUUCUAUAAAACCACAAUUGAUGCUCGAAGAUUGCAAAUUCCACAGUUUUAUCAACAAAAUUUGCACCAACCUUAUAAACUUCAUGUAACUUUUGAAAUGGAGGCCGAGUUCAUGUCAUCUAUAUCGAAAUAGAAAAGUAAUAGCAUGGGAGUGGCAGAAGAUUUCGCUCCCAGCUUCACGCAAAAGCCUCAAUUGAGGCAGGAGGACGAUGGAAACAAACUUAUAUUUGAAUGCCAGCUACUGGCAGCACCGAAACCAGAAAUCCAAUGGUUUCGCAGUGACGUGCCUCUAACGGAAGAUAGUAGGACCAAUUUUAAAAUACAAUCAAUAGGCACAAAUAAAUUUUUAGUUGUACUCGAAUUAGAUGAUGUUAUUGAAACAGAUGCUGGUCUUUAUAAGGUUAAAGCGAAAAAUAGCAUGGGAGAAGUUGCGGCAUCCAUCAAUCUCAACUUUAGCCCAAUGGAUGAACCAAAAGAAAAACAAAUAGACGGCUUAGCACCCACUUUUGCUAAAAAACCAGCGAUUCGACAAGAAGAUGAUGGCAAAAAAUUACUAUUCGAAUGUCGAAUACAGGCAGAUCCCCGUCCAACCGUCAGCUGGUGUCAUAAUGGCAAGGCAGUCAGCGAAGGUCUACGACACAAGUUGAAGAUAGAUAAAGAUGGCCACUCAUAUUUUGCGACCCUUGAAAUAGUUGAUGUCACGGUAGAGGAUGCUGGCAAAUAUAAGGUUACCGCAAAAAAUGAUUUGGGGGAAAGUAAUGCAACAAUCAGCCUUAACUUCGACAGCGAUGAGGCACCAGUACCCGAAAAAGAGGGUAUCAAACCAACCUUCACGGAGCGUCCACUCAUUCGGCAGACGGAGGACGGAUCUACCAUAACCUUCCUGUGUCGAUGCGUCGGAGAGCCGAAGCCAGAAAUUCAGUGGUUCCACGGAAAGGAGGAAAUCAAACAAAACAGUAGGUACUCAAUGUCAAUGGAAGUUGACGAGAAGAUUUAUUACAUAGCACGACUCGAAAUAGCCAACGUCAAAAGAAACGAUCGUGGAGAGUACCGCGCCGUUGCGAUUAAUCGAUAUGGUACCGGCGUCGCUACCAUAAAUUUAAAUUUUGAGGGUAUAGAAAAGCCCAAAAUACCUGAUGGCAAAGCACCAAGGUUUCCCAAAAAGCCCACAAUUAAACAAGAGGGAGAUGUUCUUAUCAUGGAAUGUCUCCUCGAGGCUUAUCCCGAUCCAGAUAUAUCUUGGUUUCAAAGCGAGAAAAGCAUUGCGGACAGUGCGCGUGUGCGUAUGCUCCGAAAAACCACUAGUAAAGAUACAUAUCUUCUUACUUUAGAAAUCGCGAAUCCCACCCGCGAAGAUGGUGGUCAUUACAGAUGUAAUGCAUUCAAUGAAUUCGGUGAAAGCAACGCUAACAUUGCAUUGAACUUCCAAGGUGGAGAUAGCGCUGACGGUUUUGCGCCAUCUUUUCUUGAAAAACCAAAAAUUAUACCUAAUGAGAGCGGUACUCUCAUUACUAUGAAAUGUAAAUGUAAAGCUAAACCGAAACCUGACGUCACGUGGUUCCGAGGAACCACAGUCGUCAAGGAAUCUUCAAAAAUUAAAAUCCAAAUUGUUGAUAUUGAAGAAGACAAAUAUGACUUGUCACUCGAAAUCAAGGAUCCUGCAGCAGAAGAUGGCGGUACUUAUAGAUGUCACGUCAAAAAUGAAUAUGGUGAAAGUAAUGCAAACUUAAAUUUAAACAUUGAAGCGGAAUCGGAACCGGAAGGAGAAGGACCAACGUUCGUGGAAAAACCAAAAAUCACCUCACAUGACGGUGGGAAACUCGUUGUCAUGGAGUGUAAAGUCCGUGCUAAUCCUAAACCAAGUAUAGUUUGGUACCGAGAAAACAAACAAGUCACAGAAUCAACCAAGAUUAAAAUUAGUAUCAAAGAAACGGAAGAAGAUCUUUACUUUGUUAAAUUAGAAUUGAAAGAUCCGGGAAUUGAUGAUUCUGGCUUGUAUAAGUGCAAUAUUAGAAAUUCACUUGGUGAACUCAAUGCCAACCUCAGUUUAAGCAUCGAAAUCAUUCCUGUUAUCAAAGAAAAGCCUAAAGUUAUAAAGAUUAUUAAAAAGAAAACAAUUAUUGUAGAAUGUAAGGUACUUAGUAAAUUCGCUCCUGACUGUACCUGGUUUAAAGAAGAUGAAGCUAUUAAAGAAGAUCACAGACGUACUGUACACGUUGACCAGAUCAAAGAUGGCGAAUUUAAUAUCAAACUCGAAAUUAAUGAAGUUCAAAAGAACGACAAAGGUCUGUACAAAUUGGUAGCUAAGAACGAAAAAGGGGUAGCUACUUCACAAGUUGUUGAAGUUACUGAAUUACCUCCUGAUGAAAAACCGAAAGGCGAAAAACCGAAAUUGACCAGAUUGACAAACAUCAUAACUGAAGAAGGAAAAUCUGUUGAUUUCAUAACUUCAUUAAAAAUAGAGGAUAAAACUGUGAAAAUAUUAUGGUACAAGAAUACGACUGUAAUUAAUGAAUUUUCUGACAUAAAAAUAACUUUUGAUGGCACUGUAACAAAAUUAAGUAUAAGCAAAUGUAAAACAUCACAUUCUGCUACAUAUAAAUGUGUGGCUAAAAAUGAAUUUGGUGAGGAUGAAACAAGUGCUACACUACAAGUAAAAGAAGUUAAAGAGGAAGAAGAAGAGGAAUCAGAAGAGGAAGUAUUAACUGAACAGAAAGAAGAGGCAAAAAAAGAGGAGAUGAAUAUAGAAGAGAAAAAAGAGGAGACAAAAAAAAAGAAGAUAGAAAAAACGGAGGAAAAGAAGGUAGAAGAGAAGUUUAUUGACAAGAAGGACGAAGAGAAGAAGGCAAUCGAAAAAACCGUUGCCCAAAAGAAAGAGGAAAUAAGAGGCGUUGAAAAGAAAAGUACACGGACUUCAACACAACAGAACAAAGAAGUUAAGAUAGAAUCACGUAGGAGUUCAAUAAUUGAAACUGAAGAAAAAACGCUUAAAGAUGGAAAAGUCAGUCGAAAAUCUUCAUUCUCAAAUGUCAAUGAGGAAAUAAAGACAGAAUCCAGGCGUACAUCAUUCGUAGAUGAUAAGAAAAAGAUCACAAAAGAUACAAAAAAACUGGAAACUACAAAAGAAGCGAAAACUCCUGACACUUCCACCAAUCACAUAGAAGGUGGUUUUAAACCAGAACUGGACAGUAAAACAGCUAAAAACCGAGAACCCAAGGAUGUGGAAUCUAUAAAACCUAAAGAAUCUAAAACCGAAAAGCAACAAGACGAUAAACUAACCUCUAAUGUAACUGACACUCGUAAACCUUUGGCAUCUGAUUCUGAGAAAUCUAAAGACGAUAAGCUAUCUACUAUCGAAAAUACUACUCGUAAACCUUUAAUACAUGAACCUGAAAAAUCGACACAGGCUACAACUAAGCUUAAUGAAAAUUCUGCUCUUAUUAAUAAACCCGCCCGUAAGUCUCUCACACCAGAACCCUCCAAACUCAAACCAAAAGAAGACACUUUAUCACCUAACCAAAUUACACGUAAGUCGUUGACUCCAGAACCUCAAAAAGCUGCAGAGAGAUCUACACUUUCAGAGAAUAUGGAAAAACCAAAAGAAGAAAAUAAGCUCUCAACUUCUCGCCCAUUCGAUAAGAAAUCUGAUCCUCAGAAAACUGAACUCGCUGUUCCAGAUCUUGAGGCGAGGCGUUUGUCUCUUAAAAAGUCUGAAGAAAAGCAAGAAAUUCCUGGCAUUAAAAAGCAUGACAAACCCAAACGGAUUAUCCCUCCGAAAGCAGCUACUCAAACGGGUUCAUUUUUAAAUGUACAAUUGAAACCCGUGCAAUCAAAUGGUAAAAAAGCUAAAAAAGCCGAAACACUCGAAGUAGAUUUGAAGAAAACUGGAGCUGAUAAAGAGAAAACUUCAGCUAAAAAAUCUGUUAAAAAAGAAGAGAAAUAUGAUUAUAAUGAGUGGGAAAAUAUACCUGACUAUGAAAGACCUGUUUUGGAGACAUUCGAAAAACAUGAGAAACCUGAAUACGCUGGUAGAGAAAAAACCAAAUUAUCUAAGGAAAAACCAAGCCUAGCAUUCGAAAGUAAAGAAAAAGCUCCCGACCAAGCCUCAACACUUGAACAACCUAGACCUAGCCUCCCUCAAAUAAAAACUCCUGAUGCUCCUAAAAUUGAAGUGAGUAGAGAGAAAACUCCUGAACCCAGAAAAAAAUCUCUCGAGCCUGGCUCUGGGCCAGGAAGUCGCAGAGGCUCUCUUAUACCACCAGAAGCAAUGGGACGACGUGCCAGUCUCAUCAUUUCAGACGAGGAACGUAGGAAACUUCGUCCAGGAGAGGUUUUAGAAGAGAAAAAGCGUCGGCGACCAAGCUCAGAUGUACGUCGUCCAAGUUUAGCAGAGUUAGAGGAUCUUGUAAACAAAGCUUCAACUCCACUCACGCCUAGAGGAAAUAAAGGAGCAGCACCUCAAAUAAUCGAUGUCCAAGAAAACUAUUCCUCAAUAGAAGAUCAAACAGCCUACAUGACAGUUCAAGUUGAGGGUGAUCCAGCACCAACUUUCAAAUUCUAUAAGGGAAUGACUGAAAUUAUUGAAGGUGGUCGAUUCAAAUACGUAACCGAUGGCGAAACAAACUUGAUCACCCUAUGUAUCAGAAAAGUGAAGCCCAAUGAUGAAGGUACCUACAAAAUAAUUAUUUCGAAUAUUUAUGGUGAAGAUUCUGCUGAAAUGACACUUUUUGUUGCUGGUGCCGGAGGUGUUGAUUUCCGCUCUAUGCUUAUGAAGAGAAAGUAUGCCAAAUGGGAUAAAGGCAAAGAAGAUCCAGAUUGGGGAGAUUUAAAGGAAGUGGAAAAACCUAUGCCUGCACUAAAGAAGGUUGAAAAGAAACAAGAAAGUUUCCUAAAACCACUGGUGGAUCAAUUUGCCAAAGAGGGCAAGGAUAAGAAAGUAGUUUUUGAUGCUGCUUUUACAAAAACAAACUGUAAACCGAAAUGGAUGUUUAGGAAAGAUGAGCUGUUUCCAGGCUCCAAAUAUAAAUUUAAAAAUGAUGGUGACGUAUAUCAACUGAUUAUUAAUAACCCGAAAGUGGAGGAUACUGGAAAAUAUACAAUUGAAAUAGGGGGUGUCAGCUCGACUGCAUUUCUCACAGUAGAUGAACCUGAUCCAAGCUACACUUUUACCAAACCACUUAAAAAGAAAUAUGAUGGCUAUACUAAACACGAAUUAGAACUUGCUUGUACAGUUAGCAGUAGUUUGGCUAUCGUAGGAUGGUACAAAGGAGACAACAAACUUGAGGAUAAUGACAAAUACAGUAUCUCUAAAGACAUUAACGGGGUAUGCCGUCUCACUAUUAAAGACGCUGUAUUUGAAGAUAUUGGUGAAUAUACAUGUAAACUUGAGAAACAAACUGAAAAAACACAAACUAAAGUCAACAUUGUUGAGUAUCCAUACAAAUUUGUAAAGGUACUUAAACAUCAGCAGCAUGUAGAAAAAGAAAAUAUAACACUUGUUUGUGAACUUAACGACGCCGGGGGCGAUGUUAAGUGGUUCAAGAAUGGAGAAGAGAUUAAACCUGAUAAAAGACUAGUUAUCAGUAAAGAUGGACGUAAAAGAAAACUUGUUAUUAAAGAUGCUAAGGUUACAGAUGCAGGUAUGUUUUCUUGUACAACGAAUGCAGACAAAACUGAGGCUGAAAUUAUUGUUAAUUAUUUGAAUCGUUUUAACAAGAAACUUAAAGACACAGUUGCCGUUGAAAGAGAGAAAUUAGUUAUAGAUAUUGAACUACAAGACCAAACCGCACCUUGUGAAUGGCUUUUCAAUGGCAAACCAAUUACACCUUCUGAUAGAGUUGAAAUCAAGAAUUUAGGAGGAGGUAAACAUCAACUGGUCUUCAAUACUCUUGAUAUGGAGGACAAUGGUGAAAUUAAAUGUGUAUCUGGAAAACUCGAAUCUGCUAUGCAACUGAGUGUGAAAAAAGGUGAAAGCAAACCUCAAAUCGACUUUCCAUCAGAGUUUGCCGCACCUAUUAGCAAACCUAUUGUUCUCGAAGUACCAUACAAAAUUGAGGGAACAAGACAAACUCUUUUGGAGGCUAAAUUAAUCAAGGAUGGAAAGGUACUUCCAGUAAAGGAUGUAGAAACUGUAAUCACAGAUGAUAAAGUAACGUUCAAAAUUAAGAAACCUACAAGAAAUCAAUCUGGCCCUUACCAAAUCAAACUUUCUAACGGACAAGGAGAAGACAUUAAAGAUGUGAACAUUAUAAUGCAAGAUGUGCCCACUCCACCAGAAGAUGUUAAUGUAACCGAUGUCUUUCAAGAUAACUGUAAGGUAUCGUGGAAAACACCAAAAGAUAACGGCGGAUCUCCUCUUUUACAUUACAUUGUUGAAAGACAAGAUUUAUCUCUCAAAAGUGGUUGGGAAAAUGUUGGUGAAGUGAAAGCUAACGAGCCAACCACAUACAAAGUAGAGAAACUGACUCCUAAGAAGGAAUAUAAAUUCAGAAUCAGGGCUGUAAAUGCCCUUGGUCCUAGUGAACCUGCUACUUUCGGUAAACCAGUAUUAGCUAAAGACCCUUGGGAUGAAGCAAGCAAACCUAAAGAUGUAGAAGUUGUUGAUUGGGAUGUUGAUCAUGCAGAUUUAACUUGGAAAGUACCAGAUAGUGAUGGAGGAGUUCCCAUUACCGGCUACGUUAUUGAGUACAAAGAAAAAUUCGCUAAGGAUUGGAAAUCAGGCGUUGAAGUACCUGGCGAUCAACUUAAAGGCACAGUACCUAAACUAAAAGAGAAUAGUCAGUAUGAAUUUAGAGUAAGGGCUAUAAAUAAAGCUGGGCCAGGCGAACCGAGCGAUCCUACUAAGCCUAUUAUAGCUAAAUGCAGAUUCGUCAAACCAUUCAUCAUUGGCAAUGAUCUAAAUAACAUUAUUAUCAAGAAAGGACAAGUAGUUAAAUAUGAUAUUAAAUUUGGUGGAGAACCAGAACCAGAAGUACAAUGGUUUUUAGAUAAAAAAGAAAUAAAACCAGAUCUUGAAGAAAGAAUUACUAUUGAUAAGUAUGAUAAAAACACCAUUAUUACAGUACGUAGAUGUACAAGAGCAGAUAGUGGAAAAUACCGACUAGUACUCAGCAAUAGUUCUGGGACUUGUGAAGGUAUUACAGAGGUCAUAGUACUAGACAAACCUACACCUCCAAAAACAAUGAAAAUUGAAGAAAUUCGUGCUGACCAUGUUACUGUUGCUUGGCAAAAACCAGAGGAUAUGGGCGGUACUGAUCUCACUGGUUAUGUACUGGAAAAAAUGGAUAUGGAUACCGGACGGUGGAUACCUGCUGGUGAAGUAGGUCCCGAUGAAAACAAUUUUACAUUCAAAAAUUUGACUCCUAAGAAAAAAUAUAAAUUCAGAGUUCGGGCUAAAAAUAAAGAAGGAGAGUCAGAACCUCUGGAAACUGACGAUUUCAUCUUAGCAAAGAAUCCUUAUGAUGAACCCGGAGCUCCAGGGCAACCUGAGAUAUUUGAUUAUGAUAACAAGAGUGCAAGUCUGAAAUGGUCCAAGCCUGAUAGUGAUGGGGGUCGUCCAAUUACCCAUUACACAGUAGAAAUGAAAGACAAAUUUGCUGUUGAUUGGUCUGAAGUUGCUCAAACUUCUGACAAUACCCCUGAAAUUGUUGUUUCUGGUUUGAAAGAAAACAUGGUAUACCAGUUCCGUGUAAGGGCACACAAUAAAGCUGGGCCUAGUGUACCUUCAGCACCAACCGCUAAUCAUCUCUGCAAACACAAAAACUUAAAACCAAGAAUUGAUCGUGAAACAUUUAAAGCUAUUACUAUCAAAGCUGGUCGUACCCACAAAUGGGCAGUUGACUUUAUGGGAGAACCUCCACCGUCUGUUAAAUGGGUGUGGAGAGAUGACAUUCCAUUAUCAAAUAGUGAGCGCAUAAAAAUUGAAAAUUCUGACUACCACACAGAUUUCACACUCAUUAAUACCGUUCGUAAAGAUUCGGGAAAAUAUACACUCAUCAUUGAAAACGUUAACGGAAAAGACACGGAAACUGUUGAACUGACUGUUCUAAGUAAACCAGCAGCUCCAGAAGGACCUUUAGAAGUAUCUGAUGUGACUGCAGAAAAAUGUAAAGUUAGCUGGAAGAAACCGGAAGACGAUGGAGGUAGUCCAAUUAAAGAAUAUGAAAUUGAAAAGAUGGAUGUAUCCACUGGAAAAUGGAUACGAGUCGGUCGUUUGCCUGCAGACAGAAUUUCACCUGAUGGUAAAGGAGAAUUUGAGGUGGCAGGACUCAUUCCAGGUUCUGAAUACAAAUUUAGGGUAACAGCUGUAAAUGCAGAGGGUGAUUCUGAUCCUCUUAUAUCUGAAAAGCCAGUACUAGCAAAGAAUCCAUUCGAUGCUUCUGGUAAGCCGGGUACUCCAGAAAUCAUUGAUUAUGAUAACAAAGGUGUAAAUCUUAAAUGGACUCCUCCCAAAAACGAUGGGGGAGCGCCAAUUGAAAAAUAUAUUAUAGAAAAAAAAGACAAAUUCAAACCUGACUGGGAAAAAGCAGUUGAAGUACACGCUGACCAAUUGGAAGCUCGUGUUGAUGAUUUAAAAGAACGUGGUGAAUACCAGUUUCGUGUGAUCGCAGUUAACAAGGCUGGACCAGGAACUCCAUCAGAUGCAUCUCAAAUGCAAAUUAUAAAACACCGAGCACUUAAACCUAGAAUUGAUAGAACUAAUCUUAAGCCCAUAAUCGUGCGAGCUGGAAAACCUAUUAAGUAUGAUAUUGAUAUCAAAGGUGAACCGAUUCCCACUUGCACUUGGUUUCACAAUGAUGAAGAGGUCAAGUCGGAAGGAAAUAUUGAAAUUAUAAAUGUCGAUUAUAAUACUAAAAUUAAUAUUACUAAUUCUAUUAGAAAAAAUACGGGUCUAUACAAAAUCAAAGCUGUUAAUGAACACGGAUUUGAUGAAGCUGAAGUUGAGGUGACUGUGUUGUCAUCUCCUUCCAAACCAAAAGGACCACUUAAGGUUACCGAUGUUACCAGAGGUGGUUGCAAACUUACAUGGGAAAAACCUGAAGAUGAUGGUGGUAAACCUAUAACUGGUUAUCAAGUAGAGAAAUAUGAUAAACAAACUGGUCGUUGGGUUCCAGUUGGAAGAACGAAUGAUACCGAAAUGGAUGUUAAAGGUUUGCAAGAAGGACAUGAAUAUGAUUUUCGUGUUAAAGCUAUUAAUGAUGAAGGAGAAUCUGAACCACUCGAAACUGAUGGUUCUAUUAUUGCUAAGAAUCCAUACGAUAUUCCGGGUAAGCCCGGAGUACCUGAAAUUAUAGACUGGGAUGUUGAUCGUGUAGAUUUGAAAUGGACUCCACCUAAAAAUACUGGAGGUGCUCCAAUUAUUGGAUAUGUUAUUGAAAAGAAAGAGAAAUUUUCUACAUCGUGGGAUGAAAUUCAUACUACAGAUUCACCAACAUGUGAAGCACGUGUACCCGGUCUAAAAGAGAGAAAUACAUACCAGUUUCGUGUUCGAGCGAUUAACAAAGCUGGUCCAGGUGAACCUAGUGAUGCUACGAAUCCUCAUGUAGCUAAAGCCAGACAUUUACGUCCACAAAUUAAUCGUGAAAAAAUGCACACGGUCAAAGUGCGAGCUGGACAGCUCGUUAAAUACGAUGUCGAUGUUAAAGGUGAACCUCCACCAGUUUGCACUUGGAGUUUUUCUCAUAAACCACUUGAAAACAUCGGUUCUGUUAAAAUUGAGAACGAAGAUUAUAACACCAAACUUACACUUAGUGAUACAAAAAGAAAAGAUACUGGAACUUACACUCUCAAAGCAGAAAAUGAUUCUGGUUUUGAUGAAGCUACUGUAGAAGUUAUUAUAUUAGACAAGCCCGAAAAACCAGAAGGACCACUUGACGUAACAGAAGUCCAUAAAGAAGGAUGCAAACUUAAAUGGAAUAAACCUAAAGAUGAUGGUGGUUUACCCAUAACUGGCUAUGUUAUUGAGAAACAGGAUAUUCAAACAGGACGUUGGUUACCAGCAGGCUUUGUUGAUGCUGAUAAACUAGAUCAUGAAAUUACUGGACUGGAACCAAACAAAAAAUACAACUUUAGAGUUAAAGCCGUCAAUGAAGAAGGUGAAUCAGAACCUCUUGAGAACGAUAUAGCAAUUGUUGCCAAAAAUCCAUAUGAUAUCUCGGCUCCACCUGGUCUUCCAGAAAUAGUCGACUGGGAUGAGAAGUCUGUUAAACUUAAAUGGGAUAAACCAGUUAGAGAUGGAGGAUCCCCUAUCACUGGAUAUAUUAUCGAAGCAAUGGAUAAAUUUGGAGGACAAUUUGUGAAAGUAGCUGAAACUGGACCGCAAUGUAAUGGAACCGUACCUAAACUUGAAGAAGGUAAUCAAUACAAAUUCCGAAUAAGAGCUGUAAACAAGGCUGGUAUAUCUGAUCCUUCUGAACAAACCAACUGGCAUACAGCCAAACCCAGAUUCUUGAAACCUCUCAUAGAUCGAACAAACUUAGUGCCCCUCGCAAUAAAAGCAGGUCUGUCAAUAAGUUUGGACAUUAAUAUUCAAGGUGAACCUCCACCAACAGUCACUUGGCUAUUUAAUGGUCAAGAAAUACAAUCAACUGAAGAAAUUCAAAUCACUAAUGUAGACUACAAUACUAAAUUUUUUGUACUUAAAGGAAAACGUGUGCAUUCAGGAAAAUACACCAUUAUUGCUAAAAAUGAAGUAGGCAUAGAUGAAGCUGAAAUUGAAAUAUCUGUUCUUGGUAAACCUAAAGCACCUAAAGGACCCCUCGAAGUUAGUGAUAUUACCAAAAAUAAGUGUAAACUCAAAUGGAACAAACCAGAUGAUGAUGGUGGUUCUCCUAUUGACCAUUAUGAAAUUGAAAAACUUGAUCCACUUACUGGUCAAUGGAUUCCAUGUGGAAGAAGUACAGAACCCGAAGCAAAUAUCACUGGAUUACAAGAAGGUAAACCUUAUAAAUUCAGAGUUAAAGCUGUAAAUAAGGAAGGUGAAUCAGAACCUCUUGAAACCGAAAAAACCAUCAUUGCCAAAAAUCCAUAUGAUGAGCCUAGUAAACCAGGUCGUCCAGAUCUUAAAGACUGGGACAAAGAUUUCGUCGAACUGUCAUGGAAACCUCCAGUUAGUGAUGGAGGAGCGCCAAUUCAAAAGUAUAUUAUUCAAAUGCAUGAUAAGGCUGGUCGUGGAUGGAUCGACGCAGCGUCUGUACCCGGAGAUAAAACUAUUGGAAGAGUAGAAACUGUAGAAGAAGGUCAUGAAUAUGAAUUUCGUAUUGUUGCAGUUAACAAAGCUGGACCUAGUGAGCCAAGUGAUCCGUCUAAACCAGUUAUAGCUAAGCCAAGAUUUUUGGCUCCCAAAAUUGAUCGCAAAAAUCUGGGGAAAAAAGUUUUACGCACUGGCCAAUUAUUACGUUUGGAAGCUGAUGUCAAAGGUGAACCAGCUCCAGUUGUUGUUUGGACAUUGAAAGAUCAAACUCUAAGAAAUAAUGAUAGAAUUAAAAUAGAUAAUGAGGAAUAUCAUACCAGUUUCAUAUUCAAGAAUGUACAAAGAAGUGAUACUGGUAUUUAUACUGUAACAGCAAGAAAUGAUUCAGGCGUAGACACAGUCGAUGUUGAACUUCAGAUUAUCGCUAAACCUUCUAAGCCCAAAGGGCCUCUUAAAGUAUCUGGGGUUACGGCAGAAGGUUGUAAACUCAAAUGGGAAGCACCUGAAGACGACGGAGGAGAGCCAAUUAGCGGAUAUGUCGUUGAAAGAAUGGAUGUUGAAAGUGGACGGUGGAUACCAGUUACUACUACAAAAACACCCGAAGCUGACGUUAUUGGACUUAACGAAGGAAAAGAUUACCAAUUCAGGGUCAAGGCAAUAAAUUCUGAAGGUGAAUCAGAUCCUUUAGUUACUGAUGUACCAACAACUGCUAAGAAUCCGUACACCGAACCUAAUGCUCCUGGUAAACCAGACAUUAAGGAUUGGACUAAACACCACGCUGACCUCAAAUGGACUCCUCCUAAGAAUGACGGAGGUGCACAGAUUGAAAAGUACAUUGUAGAAAAGAAAGAUCCCGUUACAGGUAAAUGGCAAAAAGCUCUUGAAGUACCUGGUAACAAAACUGAAGCUAGGGUACCUGAUUUACAGGAAGGACAAAAAUACCAAUUCAGAGUUAAAGCUGUUAACAAAGGAGGUGAGAGUAAGCCUUCACAACCUUCUGAAACAAUUACAGCUAAAGACAGAUUUGUUGCACCUAAAAUCGAUCGUACCAAUCUUAGAGACCUUACAAUUAAAGCUGGUCAGCAUAUUCGAUUAGAUGUUAAAGUUAGUGGUGAACCACCACCAAUAAAAACCUGGUUUCUCAACAAAGCUCGUAUUGAAAAUCGAGAUGAUAUUACUAUAGAUUUGGAGGAUUAUAAAACAAAACUAGUGAUCGGGGUGGCUAAAAGAGUACACACUGGUACAUUAACCCUUAAAGCAGAAAAUGAUUCAGGAAGAGAUGAAGCGAGCAUUGAGAUUAAAGUUUUGGACAAACCUUCUAAGCCAGAAGGACCUCUGAAAAUUAGCGAUGUUCAUAAAGAAGGAUGUACUCUUAAAUGGAAUCCCCCACAAGAUGAUGGAGGAGUUCCAAUUGAAUAUUAUUCUGUUGAAAAAAUGGAUACAUCUACCGGCCGAUGGGUAUCAGCUGGAAGGGCUAAAGAUCCUAAAAUUGAACUAAACAACCUAGAGCCUGGACAAGAAUACAAAUUUAGAGUUUCUGCCGUCAAUGCGGAAGGUGAAUCUGAACCGUUGGAAGCAGAUCAAACAAUAGUGGCUAAGAAUCCAUUUGACGAACCUGGUGCUCCUGGUAAGUGUGAAGUAACAGAUUGGGAUAAGGACCGAGUAGAUCUAAGAUGGACUCCACCUGUGAAUGAUGGUGGAUCUCCUAUCACUGGAUAUAUUAUUGAAAAAAGAGAGAAAGGAACUCCAAAAUGGAUAAAAGUAGGUGAAACCGGACCAUAUGAAACAAAAGGCACUGCAGACACUUUGGAUGAAGCUGUUGAAUAUGAAUUCAGAGUACGUGCUGUAAAUGCUGCAGGUCCUGGCGAGCCAAGUCAACCAUCUCAAUCAGUGAUUACGAAGCCUAGACGAUUGGCUCCAAAGAUUGAUCAACGCAACUUGUUCAAUAUAACAGUAAAAGAAGGGGAACCUAUCUACAUUGAUGUUAAAAUUAGUGGCGAACCAGCGCCUGAAGUUUCAUGGUAUCAAGAUGGCAAAACGUUAUGUCAAACCUCUUAUAAACACGUUGAUAAUAUUCCAUAUAACUCCAAACUAUUUAACGAUAAACCCGAACGCAAGGAUUCUGGAGUUUACAAAAUUGUUGCAAUGAACAAAUAUGGACAAGAUCAGGCUGAAAUCGAAAUAACUGUGGUUUCAAAACCAGGACAACCUGAGGGUCCUUUAGAAGUGUCAGAUAUUCAUAAGGAUAAGUGCACUUUGAAGUGGAAAAAACCAAAAGAUGAUGGAGGUGAGCCAAUUGAAAGCUACGUAGUGGAAAAGUUCGAUACCGAAACAGGAAUAUGGCUACCAGUUGGUAAAGUUUCCGGUGCUGUACCGGAAAUGAAGGUAGACGGCUUAACACCUGGACAUGAAUAUAAAUUCAGAGUAAAAGCCGUUAAUAAAGAAGGUGAAUCUGAGCCGCUUGAAACGCUCGGUUCUAUUGUUGCUAAAGAUCCUUACACAAUUGCUGGUAGACCUGGAACCCCAGAACCAACAGAUUGGUCAGCUAAUCAUGUGGAUCUCAAAUGGAUCGAACCAGUUUCAGAUGGUGGAUCACCUAUUACAGGUUACAUAAUUGAAAUGAAAGAUAAAUAUAGUCCCAUUUGGGAAAAAGCUCUUGAAACUACUAGUUCCAUACCUACAGCAACUAUUUCAGGCCUGAUCGAAGGAAAUGAAUAUCAAUUCAGAGUGAUAGCAAUAAAUGAAGCUGGGUUAAGUAUGCCUUCUGAUGCAAGUAAAACAUUUAUUGCUAAACCACGAUUCUUGGCACCGAAAAUUGACAGACGAUAUCUUCACGAUGUCACUCUUUCUGUAGGAUCACCACUUAAAUUUGAGGCAAACAUUAUUGGUGAACCACCUCCAUCAGUUGAAUGGCGCUUCCAAGGUACUGUUCUAAAGAAUGAUAAUCGUACAACAAUUGACAAUGUGGACUAUAACACCAAAAUGGCUAUUCGUCCUGUUAACCGUGAUGACACUGGUGAAUAUAAAAUUACAGCUUCUAAUAGUUCUGGAAAAGAUACACAUGUAAUCAAUGUUACGGUUACCGACAAACCUACUCCACCCCAAGGACCAUUACAAGUAUCUGAUGUUAACAAAAACGGAUGUAAACUUAAAUGGAAGAGACCUAAAGAUGAUGGCGGUGUCCCAAUUGAAUAUUAUCAAAUCGAUCGAAUGGAUCCGGAAACGGGUUGCUGGGUUCCAUGUGGAAGAGCUACUGAGCCUAAUUUUGAAGUAACUGGUCUUACUCCAGAACAUGAAUAUAAAUUUAGAGUGACAGCUGUGAAUUCUGAAGGGGAAUCUAAACCAUUAGAAAGUGAACAAACUAUACUUGCUAAAAAUCCAUUUGACGAACCUGGUGCCCCAGGUCACCUCAAAGCUACUGAUUGGGAUAAAGACCACGUUGAUUUGGCUUGGACUUCCCCAAAAGAUGAUGGUGGUUCACCUAUCACUGGAUAUAUCAUUGAAAAGAAAGAUAAGUUUGGCGACUGGGAAAAAGCUAUUGAAGUGCCAGCUGAUCAACUUAAAGCUACUGUAGCAGAUCUUAUAGAAGGACAGCCUUAUCAAUUCCGAGUAAAAGCCGUCAAUGCAGCAGGGCCCGGUGAACCAAGUAAUGAAACACCAAUUAUUAUAGCUAAGCCCCGUAAUAUGGCACCAAUGAUUGAUAGAACUAAUCUUAAUAAACUUAAAAUUCGUGCGGGACAAAACUUCAGCUUUGAUGUCAAAGUUUCUGGAGAACCAAUGCCUACUACUAAAUGGUUAAAUAAAAACAGAGAAUUGAAAUCCAGCGAUGGAAUGAAGGUACAACAUGGAGAAUAUAUUUCAAAAAUAAGUGUACGGAAUGCAACACGUGCUGAUUCGGGAACAUAUACCAUAACGGCAGAAAAUGUUAAUGGUAAAGAUAUUGCUGAUGUUGAAGUAAUUAUACUUGAUGUACCUAGUCCACCUGGUGGACCACUAAAAGUGUCCGAUAUCCAUGCUAAUGGGGCUAAACUCAGCUGGAAACCACCUGCUGACGACGGUGGGCAACCCGUUGAAAGAUACAUUGUAGAAAAAAUGGAUGAAGCUUCAGGUCGCUGGGUACAAGCUGGAGAAACUGAUGGACCAGAAACAUCUUUAGCUGUUGAAGCUUUGGUACCGGGUCAUAAAUAUAAAUUUAGAGUCAGAGCUGUUAAUAGACAGGGUAAAUCAGAACCCGUACAAACAAGUCAAGCUGUAGAAGCCAAGAAUCCCUAUGAUGAGCCUGGUAAAACAAGUGCACCUGAAAUUAUUGACUAUGACAAAGAUUUUGUUGAACUUAAGUGGAACAAGCCAGAAAAUGAUGGAGGCUCGCCCAUCACUGGAUACAUAAUUGAAAAACGUGAUAAAUAUAAUCCUAAUUGGGAAAAAUGUGCUGAAAUUGAAGGAGAUAUUCCUAAGGGGAAAGUUAAAGAUCUUAUAGAAGGAACUCCAUAUGAAUUUAGAGUUAGAUGUGUUAAUAAAGCCGGACCUGGGGAUGCAAGUGAUGCAUCAAAGAUACAUGUUGCCAGACCUAAAAACCUUGCUCCUAAAAUUGAUAGAAACUACUUCACAGAUCUUAAAAUUAAAGUUGGAUCCUCCAUCGAAUUCAAUGUUCCUGUUAUCGGAGAACCUCCUCCAUCAAAAGAAUGGAAACAUAAAGAAGAUCUCUUAUUCAACAAUGAGCGCGUUAAAAUUAUAAAUGAAGAUUACAAAACGAAUAUAAAGAUUAUAGAUGCCAAGAGAUCUGAUAGUGGAUCAUAUACUCUUACUGCGAAAAAUAUUAAUGGUAAAGAUGUAGCGACAGUUAAAGUUACUGUACUCGACAUUCCUACUCCUCCAGAAGGUCCUCUCAAAGCUGAUAAUAUUACUAAAAGCUCUAUAACUCUCCACUGGAAACCACCAAAAGACAAUGGUGGAUCAGAAAUUACACAUUACACUGUAGAAAAACUAGAUACGGAGAACAUGAGAUGGGUACCAUGUGGAGAGGCCAUAGGUACAUCUAUGCGUGUUGACCAUUUAAGUGAAGGACACGACUAUCAGUUUAGGGUGAAAGCGGUCAAUAAAGAAGGAGAUUCGGCUCCCUUGCAGACAACUGAAUCUAUCACAGCUAAAGAUCCCUUUAAUAAACCAGACAGACCCGGUGUUCCACUAGCCACAGACUGGGAUAAAGAUCAUGUAGACAUUGAAUGGACAGCCCCUAAGAAAGAUGGUGGUGCUCCUAUAACUGAAUACAUUAUUGAAAAGCGACCUAGACAUGGAACAUGGGAAAGAGUUUGUGACGUACCUGGUAAAACAACUAAAGCAACAGUACCCAAUUUAAUUGAAGGAGAGGAAUAUGAAUUCAGAGUUAUAGCCGUGAAUAAAGGAGGCCACAGUGAGCCUAGUGAAGCAAGUCUUCCCAUUACAGCUAAACCUAGAUUCCAAGCUCCCAUAUUUAACAAAAAUUUGUUGGAGGAUAUUACUGUUAAAGCGGGGCAGCGUUUUGGAUGGACCAUUCCUAUCGAAGCAUCACCUAAACCUGUUGCUAAAUGGACCCUAAAUGGUAAACAAAUUAAUUCAAGUGACAGAAUUGAUAUGGCUGUCUACAACAAUAAAGUGUCCUUCGAUGUUUCUUCUUCUUUGAGAUCGGACGCAGGAAGAUAUACAUUGACACUAACUAAUGAUUUGGGAAGCUUCACGGCAUCUGCACAAGUCACUGUAAUAGAUAAACCUACUCCACCACAACCACCACUAGACAUCACUAGUGUUACGAAAGACAGCGCUAGAAUUUCCUGGAAGGUACCAAUGGAUGAUGGAGGAUCACCUAUUUUACAUUAUAUUAUUGAAAAAAUGGAUGUAUCACGGGGAACAUGGUCAGAUGCUGGCAUGGCAACUAUCACCUCGCACGACAUCACAAGAUUGAUUCAUCGUAAGGAAUAUUACUUCCGAGUAAAAGCUGUAAACGCAGUAGGUGAAUCAGAACCAUUAGAAACACCAAAAAGUAUUAUUGCCAAAAAUGAAUUUGAUGAACCUUCUGCUCCUGGCAAACCAGCUGUUACUGAUUGGGAUAAAGAUCAUGUUGACCUUGAAUGGACUCCACCGAAAAGUGACGGUGGAUCUCCGAUUACUGGAUAUAUUAUUCAGAAAAAAGAGAAAGGCAGUCCUUACUGGACAAAUGCUGUGCAUGUUCCAGCGAGCAAAAAUAUUGCUACAGUACCUGAUUUAACAGAAGGACAAGACUACGAAUUUAGAGUAAUUGCCUCUAAUACUGCUGGACAGAGUGAACCAUCAGAACCAUCUGAUUCAGUUACAGCGAAAGCUCGAUUUCUGGCACCAAAGAUUAAAACACCUCUCAACGAUAUUCGAAUCAAAGCUGGACUUAUUUUACAUAUUGAUGUGGACUUCAUUGGUGAACCAUGUCCUUUAGUUACAUGGAGCGUUGGAAGUAAGCCAUUGACAGCAGAUGAACGUACUACUGUUACAUCAAUUGGCUAUCACACAACUAUACAUACUGUGAACGUUAAACGUUCAGACAGUGGUUUAUAUCACAUAUUGCUAAAAAACAAUUCGGGAAUUGAUGAAGGAUCGUUCCAUGUAACUGUACUAGAUCGUCCUGGGCCUCCACAGAAACCAAUUGAAUAUGAAGAAGUUACAGCUCAAAGUGUAACACUAUCAUGGAAACCACCUAAAGAUAAUGGUGGUAGUGAGAUUACUGGCUACGUUAUUGAAAAACGCGACUUGACACAUGGCGGUGGCUGGGUACCAGCAGUUAACUACAUUAAUCCUAAAUACACACAUGCAGUUGUACCCAGAUUAUUAGAAGGAACCAAAUACGAAUUCCGAGUAUUUGCAGAAAAUAUGCAAGGACGUUCAGAUCCAUUGGAGACUGAGAAGCCCAUUGUUGUUAGAAACCAAUAUGACGUACCUGGAAAACCUGGCAAACCAGAAUUAGUUGAUAGUGACAAAGACCAUAUCAGAAUAAAAUGGACUGCUCCUAUAAGCAACGGAGGUUCACCAAUCAUAGGUUAUGAUAUAGAACGUCGUGAUAGGGCGACUGGAAGAUGGGUUAAUCUGAACAAAGAGCCCAAUAGAAAUACAGAAUAUUAUGAUGACAGAGUUCAAGAAGGACAUCAAUAUGAAUACAGAGUAUCGGCAGUUAAUGCUGCCGGUGCCGGAAAACCAAGCGAUGUUUCUAGCAUAUUUACUGCUAAACCAAUGAAAGAAAAGCCCAAACUCUGGCUUGAUGGAAUUAUCGGCCGUAAAAUUAAAGUUCGUGCUGGAGAACCAAUCAACAUCAACAUUCCACUUUCUGGUGCACCAGCUCCAAAAUGUGAAUGGACUAAAAACAAAAUUAACAUUCCCGAAUCUAACAGAGUAUAUACUGAAACUACAAGUGAAAAUAGUAGACUUCGUGUUGAAUCAUCAAAUAGAGACGAUACUGGUACUUACACAAUUAAAGCAUCAAAUGAAUAUGGUACUGACGAGGCAGAUAUUGAAGUUAUUGUUGUUGAUAAACCUGGAAUUCCCAAAGGACCGUUACAAUACACAGCAACAACUCAAGAUACAAUAUCGUUAUCUUGGAAUCCACCAAAUGAUGAUGGUGGCGGUGAUCUUACUGGAUAUAUCGUAGAAGUUAGCGAAUUCGGCACAGAUAGUUGGCGUCCAUGUCCAGGCUUUUGUCCCAAACCAUCAUUCACUGCACGUGGUUUAACUGAGAGAAAAAAAUAUGUAUUUAGAGUUCGAGCUGAAAAUAUUUAUGGUGUUUCUGAACCACUGGAAGGUAAGCCAGUUGUGGCCAAAAGUCCAUUUGAUCCACCUGGUCCACCGAGUCAACCAGAAGUUACUGGCUAUUCUUCAUCUACUUGUUCACUUAAAUGGAAGCCACCGACUGCAACUGGCGGUAAACCAAUUACUGGUUAUUACAUAGAAAAACGUGAAAGAGGAGGGGAUUGGAUAAAGGUUAAUACAUAUCCGACUCCUAAUGUACAAUAUACUGUACAAGAUUUGCGAGAAGAUAAUAAAUAUGAAUUUCGUGUUGUGGCUGUCAAUGAGGCUGGUCCUGGAGAGCCAAGUAAACCAACUGAACCAAUUACUGCUCAAACUCAAAAAUUCGUACCAGAUGCUCCCGAGCCACCAAAAGCUGAUCGCAUCACAAAAGACAGUGUUACUCUGUCCUGGAGAACACCAAGAAAUGACGGUGGAUCUAAAAUUAGAGGUUAUAUUGUACAAAAACGACUUGUUACCAGUGAUAAAUGGGACGAUGUUAAUUCUACACCAGUUAAUGAUACGAUUUAUACAGUACCAAAUCUAAUUGAAGGUGAAACAUAUCAAUUUAGACUUGUAGCAGUCAACGAUGUAGGUAAAUCAGAACCUAGUAAACCCAGUAGCAACGUAAAAGUGGAAGAACAGCCGAAUAAACCUCGUAUGGAUUUAGCAGGCGUUAGGGAUAUUACUGUUCGAGCUGGAGAAGAUUUUAGUAUCCACGUACCAUACGUUGGCUUUCCUAAACCCACAGCAUCAUGGUUUGCUAACGACAAACUUCUUGAUGAAUCUGAUAGUCGGGUAUUCCCACAAUUGGCAGAUGAUUAUGCUAGUAUUAUCGUAAAGAAUUCUAAAAGGUCUGACAGUGGUCAGUACAGAUUACAAUUAAAGAAUCCAUCAGGUUUUGAUACUGCUACCAUAAAUGUUAAAGUAUUAGACCGACCUGGAAAACCCGAGAACCUACGGGCCGAUGAAUUUGCAGGAGAUGCACUUACACUUUAUUGGCAACCACCUAAAGAUAACGGUGGCGCCGAAAUUACGAAUUAUAACAUAGAAAAAAAAGAAGCUAAAUCACAAACUUGGACUAAAGUUAGUAGUUAUGUUACAGUUCCAUUUGUUAGAAUACGUAAUCUUACGCUUGGAAAAGAAUAUGAUUUUAGAGUUAUGGCCGAGAAUCAAUAUGGACAAUCAGAACCGGCUGUUACAUCUGAGCCUAUUAAAGCUAGACAUCCGUUUGAUCCUCCUGGGGCUCCUGGGGUACCUAGAAGUAUUGAAACUACUGAAGAUUCCAUUACGAUAACUUGGGCUAAACCAAGACAUGAUGGUGGCUCUCCAAUUACCGGUUAUGUAAUAGAAAAACGACUAAUUACUGAAGAUAAAUGGACUAAAGCAUGCCAUGCUCAAGUUCCAGACACAACUUUUAAAGUCAUUAAUUUGAUCGAAAAUCACGAAUACGAGUUUAGAGUAGCGGCAAUAAACGCUGCUGGACAAGGACCUUGGAGUUCAGCAUCUGAUGCUAUAUGUGCUAGAGCAGCUCCCAGUGCACCAAAAAUAACUUCAGAUUUAAGUAUUCGGGACAUGAUUGUGAUUGCUGGAGAAGAGCUCAAAAUCACUGUUCCAUUCACAGCUACACCUAAGCCUAGAGCAUCUUGGUGUAUUAAUGGAGAUGAAAUUAUGUCUGAUAGUAGAAUUAAAAUGGAUACCACUGACACUGCCUGUAUUUUUGUCAACAAAUGCGCUAAGCGAUCUGACACUGGUAGUUAUACAAUUAAAUUGACCAAUUCUGAAGGUUCAGAUUCUGCUUCAUGCAGAGUAUUAGUUGUGGAUAAGCCUCUACCACCUCAAGGUCCACUUGAUAUAUCCGAUGUGACUCCUGAUAAUUGUUCAUUAGCAUGGAGGCCACCAACAGAUGAUGGUGGUUCACCAAUAACAAAUUACAUUGUCGAAAAACUUGACACAAACGGUAUUUGGGUGAAAGUUAGCAGUUUUGUACGUAACACACAUUACGAUGUAAUGAGUUUAGAACCGAAUAAAAAAUAUAGCUUCAGAAUUAGAGCAGAAAAUCAAUAUGGUGUGAGUGCACCACUAGAGAGCGCAGAACCUGUUACUGCUAAAUAUCCAUUUACAGUUCCUGAGCCACCAGGUGCUCCUCGCGUCACUGACUGGGAUUUAUCAACAAUAUAUUUGAGUUGGGAUAAACCUAAUAAUGAUGGAGGUUCACGCAUUCAAGGCUAUAAACUUGAAUACCGUGAUAUAGUUCAUGAUACACAUUGGCAGAGUGCAAGCGAUUAUCUAAUCAAAGACACUCAUUUUGACUUAUUCAAUUUAACAAGCGGACAUGAGUAUGAAUUUAGAGUACGCGCAAAGAAUGCUGCAGGUUUUAGUAAACCUUCAGCUUCAUCGACUUCAUUCAAACUGAAAGGUAAAUAUAAUGUCCCAUCUCCUCCAAGAAACCCUAAAGUAAUUAACGUCGGUAAAGGUUACGUAGAUUUAACUUGGGAGCCACCAGUCAGUGACGGAGGGUCUCGUAUUACAGGUUACAUUAUUGAAAAACGCGAAAUUGGUUCUCCGUUGUGGACAAAAUGUAAUGAUUACAAUGUUACUGAUAAUAAUUAUACAGUUCUCAGUCUCAUGGAUAAAUCUGAAUACGAAUUUAGAAUUUUCGCCAUAAACACUGCCGGAAAGAGUGAACCUAGUAAUUGUACCACACCUGUUAAAGUUUGUGAAGUUCUUGGAGGUGAAAAACCGUACUGGAUACGUCGUCUUAACAACACAUUAGCACCUCUUGGUAAAUCGGUCACUCUAGAAUGUGAAUCUGCAGGAAAACCUGAACCAUGCUUCAGAUGGAUUAAAAAUGGUCGUGAAAUUAAAAUUUCUGGUAGAUUUAGAACCGAAAUCAAAGGAGGAACUGCAUUCCUUCACAUUUUAGACCUUCUUGGGAUUGAUGAAGGUGAUUAUACUUGCGAAGCUAGUAACACUCUUGGAGCAGUAACAACCACAGCUCGUUUAAAAAUUGGAACACCUCCAAGAAUUGAACGUCUACCAGAUGAUUUAUAUUUAGCUGAAGGAGAUAACACUAAGAUCAAAAUUUACUACUCAGGUGACCAACCUCUUGAUGUUAUCUUAUUGAAGAAUGGACAGACUGUCGAUGACUCUACACACAUCAGAUAUACAGUAUUCGAUGAUUAUAUUAUUAUAUUUAUAAAAGAUAUUAAUAAAAAUGAUGCCGGAAAUUACAACUUAACUGUGAAAAAUGAUAGUGGAAGUGCAUCAGGUAGCUUUAACGUAUAUAUUACUGGUUUACCUGGUCCACCAAAUGGCCCACUGGAAACGACUGAAAUUACAAAACAUACUUGCAGUUUGGCAUGGAAACCACCCAGUUAUGAUGGUGGUUUAAGGGUGACCCACUACAUAGUUGAAAGGAAAGAUGUCCUAGGAACCCACUGGAUCACUGUUUCUAGCUCUUGUAAAGAUACUAACUUCACUGUACAAGGACUAACAGAGGGACAAGAAUAUUUAUUCCGAAUAAUGGCUGUUAACGACAAUGGUGCAGGGCCGCCACUUGAUGGUGUCAAUCCAGUUAAAGUCAGAGCUCCAUUUGAUCCACCUGGGCCCCCUGGAAUACCUAAAGUAACCCAAGUAGGAGGAGAUUUUGUUAAUCUUGAAUGGUCCAAACCUGAAAUUGAUGGAGGAGCUAGAAUUCAAGGUUAUUGGAUCGAUAAAUGUGAAGUUGGCAGUGCAACAUGGCAACGAGUGAAUGUUUCACUUUGCUUACCAACACAAAUUAAUAUUUCCAAUCUGAUUGAGGGUCGUAAGUAUGAAUUCAGAGUAUUUGCUCAGAAUAAAGCUGGUAUUUCGUCACCGUCUAGUGCCUCUAAUAGUGUUGAAAUCAAAGAUCCACUUGCGGCUACACCUCCAGAAAUUAUCAAACCUCUUAAGAAUGCUCAAUGCAUUCAGAAUCAUAAUGCUAAAUUCGAAAGUACAAUUACUGGAAAUCCUACACCUCACAUUACUUGGUAUAAAGGAGCUAGAGAAAUUACCAGUGGUUCAAGAUACCAUAUUUAUAGCGAAGGAGAAGUACAUCAUCUUAUAAUUCACGAUGUUUUUGGUGAAGAUGCCGAUGAAUAUGUAUGCAGAGCUAGUAACAAAGCUGGAAUCAAAUCUACACGAGCUGAAUUAUUGAUAAUGACUGCUCCAAAACUGAACAUUCCUCCACGUUUUCGUGACUCUGCAUACUUUGACAAAGGUGAAAAUGUUGUUAUUAAAAUUCCAUUCACUGGUUUUCCCAGACCAAAAAUCACGUGGAUAAGAGAAGGUGAAUUGAUUGAAUCAGGAGGUCAUUACCACGUAGAAGUUAAAGAUAGACACGCUAUUCUUACUAUUCGUGAUGCUAGCAAACUAGAUAGUGGACCAUACAGAAUCACAGCCGAAAAUGAACUGGGACAAGAUACCACUAUUAUAAAGAUUCAAAUUGCUGAUCGUCCUGAUCCACCCCGUUUUCCAGCUGCUGAUAAUAUUGGCCAUGACUCUUUAGCACUAACCUGGAAAGCUCCUGUAUGGGAUGGUGGUAGCAAUAUCACGAAUUAUCUCGUUGAAAGGAGAGAGCAUCCGUUAUCGACUUGGAUAAGAGUGGGAAACACACGAUUAACCACUAUCGCAGUAAGUGGGUUAACUCCAGGACAUCAAUAUGAAUUCAGAGUAUAUGCUGAAAACAUUUAUGGGCGAUCUGAUCCGUCAGAUCUUAGUAAUCUCGUAACAAUGAAGGAUACUAUAAAGAAACAAGUAGAAAAGAAAAAAUACAAGGUUGAUGAAAAUGGUAAAAAGAUUCGCGAAUCUCAUAAAGAGCAAGUUAAAGACUAUGAUAAUUAUGUAUUUGAUAUUUAUUCAAAAUUUGUUCCACAGCCGGUUGAAAUUAAAACUAGAUCAGUGUAUGAUGACUACGAUAUUUUGGAAGAAAUCGGGACUGGUGCAUUUGGUGUUGUACACAGAUGCCGAGAACGGAAGACGGGUAACAUUUUCGCUGCAAAAUUCAUUCCAGUUUCCCAUGCAAUGGAGAAAGAACUUAUUAGAAAAGAAAUUGAUAUUAUGAAUCAGUUACAUCAUCCUAAACUAAUUAAUUUGCACGACGCAUUCGAAGAUGAUGACGAGAUGGUUUUAAUCUAUGAAUUCUUAUCAGGAGGUGAACUCUUCGAAAGAAUAACUGCAGAAGGGUAUCAAAUGUCUGAAGCUGAAGUAAUUAACUACAUGAGACAAAUUUGUGAAGGUAUCAAGCAUAUGCAUGAGAGAAAUAUCAUCCACCUUGAUAUCAAACCAGAAAACAUUAUGUGCCAAACACGAAAAAGCACAAAUAUCAAAUUAAUCGAUUUUGGAUUAGCUACUAAACUAGAUCCUAAUGAGAUCGUUAAGAUUUCUACUGGUACUGCUGAAUUUGCAGCACCUGAAAUUGUUGAGAGGGAACCUGUAGGAUUUUAUACAGAUAUGUGGGCAGUUGGUGUGUUAGGAUAUGUUCUGUUAAGUGGAUUAUCGCCAUUUGCUGGUGAAAACGACAUCGAAACAUUGAAAAAUGUUAAGGCUUGUGAUUGGGACUUCGAUGAAGAAGCGUUUGCCAAUGUUUCUGAGGAAGGCAAAGAUUUUAUUCGUAGAUUACUACUUAAAAAUAAAGAAAAACGAAUGACUGCUCAAGAAUGUCUCUUACAUGCAUGGCUCAGUGGAGACCAUAGUGAUUGGACUGAUGUCAUUGACCAAUCCAGAUAUAUUCAUAUACGAGACAAGAUUCGUUCUAAAUAUGAUGCUUGGAAUUCAUUUGCACUACCUAUUGGAAGACUUUCAGAGUACUCAUCUCUAAGAAAACUAUUAAUAGAAAAAUAUAAAAUACAUGAUGCCUACUUUGAUCGCAGACAAGCUGCACCAAGAUUUGUCAUCAAACCUCAAAGUGCUUUUUGUUAUGAAGGACAAAGUGUUAAAUUCUACUGUAGGGUUAUUGGUGUUGCUACUCCUACGGUUAGUUGGUACCAUAAUAACGUAGAAUUAAGACAAAGUGUCAAAUUCAUGAAGAGGUACGCUGGUGAUGAUUAUUAUUUUGUGAUAAACCGAGCUAAACUACAAGAUAGAGGAGAAUAUAUUAUUAGAGCUGAAAAUCACUAUGGUGCUAGAGAAGAAGUAGUAUUCCUUAAUGUUCAACCACUUCCUAAAGUUAUACCUGAAUACAAAUCAGAAGCGCCAGUUAUACGCAAACGAGAAGCACUACCAUAUACCUUGUGGAGAGAAGAAAAAGAAUGUGCCCCAAGUUUCACAUUCUUACUUAGACCUCGUGUUAUGCAAGAACGUGAUACAUGCAAAUUGCUGUGUUGUUUGAGCGGAAAACCUUUCCCAACUGUUAAAUGGUAUAAAGACAAAAGAGAACUUAGUAAAUACGAAUAUUCAAUGACCCAUUCUGAUGGUGUUAUAACCAUGGAAAUAGUGGGAUGUAGACCUUCUGAUUCAGGAAAAUACACAUGUAUAGCUACUAACCAGCAUGGAGUUGACGAAACUUCUUGUGUAGUAAUAGUAGAAGGUGCAACAAGUACUCCAGAACAAACAGAGUUGGCCAACAAAAUAUUAUACUCUGGUGACAGAAAGCAUAUAGAACAACCCAUAAAACCAGCUCCAGUUUCGGUAACUGUAAAGAAACUCAUUCCUUCAAUUAAUCCAUUGCAACCCAAAUCGAAUAAUCCUAGUAUGAAUAGUUUAGCACAUUCUUCAUCUAAUCUUAGCGUGGGAGAUGGAGAUAAAAGGACGUCUAGAAAAUAUGGCAGAUUGGAUUCUACGGGAAGUCCAAACAGAUCUAGAAAUGCAACUAAGGAAUUAGCAUUGCCUGACGAUUCAACCAUGUAUAUCCCACAAUUUACUAGAAGUUUAUCUGAUUUGACAAUUACUGAUGGAGACAGCUUAACACUCACAGCACAUGUGAAAGGAGACCCAGAACCUCAAAUUGUUUGGACUAAAAAUGGUAAAGUUUUAAGUUCUUCCGAAGUUGUUGACCUUAAAUACAAGAACGGAAUCGCAAAAUUACAUAUCAAUGAAGUAUAUCCAGAAGAUGAAGGAGAGUACAUUUGCAAAGCUACCAAUUCCGUAGGAGUUGCCGAAACGAAGUGCAAGCUUAAAAUUAAACCAAUGGUAAAUGCAGAAAAUGGCAAGAAAAAGUCUGAAGAUAAACCACCAAGAAUAGUGGACCAUUUCAAAUCUGAUUUUGUAGAUGAUGGGAAACCAGUAACGUUAUCUUGUCGUAUUAUAGGAGCAAACAAAUUUGAUGUUGUCUGGUUGCAUAACAACAAAGAAAUCAAACCAUCCAAAGAUUUCCAAUACACAAAUGAAGCUAAUAUCUAUAAAUUAAUAAUCGCCGAAAUCUUUCCUGAAGAUGCUGGCGUCUACACUUGUGAAGCCUUUAAUGAUGCUGGAGAAAGUUUCAGCAGUUGUACACUAAAUGUUCUUGUUCCAGGGGAACAACCCAAAAGCCCCGUUUUCAAAACAUUCCCGAUUUCCGCCACGGUAUCUGAAGGUGAAUCAGCAACCUUUGUAGCUGAGACAGAAGAUGAACCAUUACAGAUAAACUGGUUGAAAGAUGGAAAAGCCAUAAAGGCAAGCAGCGCUAAAUACAACUUUACCGCUGACGGAAAACGCUACACUUUACAAAUAUUAUCAUGCAAUUCCAAUGACAUUGGACAAUACCAAGCAAAAGCAAUUGGAAAGAAAGGAGAAACUUUUGCUGCCUUCUCACUUAACGUCGUAUCAUCUAGCGAAGUUUAAAAUUCAAGAAUUCAAAGCUCUAUGCGCUACAAUAACGCUGACUAACGAACGACUUGCUCCAAGAUUAUGUUCACGUAACAUUUAUGUAAUAAUAGUAUACUAAGUGUUUUAUAUGAAAAUUAAUAGAUAUUGGUAGUUACCUAAUUUUUACUUCGUUUACUACUAGCAUCCUCUACUUUAUCAAUCUACCUAAUCGGUACUAAGUUUUAAAUUAGGUAAUUAGUAAUUCAGAUCAAGCGACUUUCUCAUUUUUAAAAGGAGCAGAAUUAUCGACUUUCAAUUUACCAGUAUGUAAUGUGAAUAUUUAUUUUAAUUAGUGUGAAAGAGCUUCAGCUAUUUUUUCAUGACAUCAUCGUUUUAAUUUAAGUAUCAUUGAAAAUAUACAUAUUGCUUAAGCUAUGCUCAAUCAAAAUUGUACCAUAUUAUGUAAACAAGAAAAAUAAAUGUUAUUUUUUGAA